Ceratosolen solmsi marchali is the source of this 1152-nucleotide messenger RNA. RefSeq names its product U6 snRNA phosphodiesterase. The record is from RefSeq and is a predicted model, not a curated record. Gene Ontology annotation, molecular function: 3'-5'-RNA exonuclease activity. Bases 4 to 780 code for a protein of 258 amino acids. Gene Ontology annotation, cellular component: nucleus. Lineage: Eukaryota; Metazoa; Arthropoda; Insecta; Hymenoptera; Agaonidae. The transcript has 4 exons. Gene Ontology annotation, biological process: U6 snRNA 3'-end processing.
AUUAUGACUGGAUUAAAUUUGAUACAGGAAUAUUUAUCAGAUACUGAUGAAGAGAUUGAAAAUUCAAAUAAUGAAAAUAAAAAAUUGUUUAAAGACAAAAACAUAAAUAUAAAGUUACCAUUACCAGAAUCUAUACUAUCAUGGAAAGGAGUUACAUAUAAUGAGGAAGUAAUAGAUGACCCUUUAAAACAUGAUGGACGAAUAAGAUCUUUCAAGCACGAGCGUGGAAAUUGGGCGACUCUAGUAUAUAUAGAUUACCUACCAAGCGAUAAUAUACUGUUUUGGAUGAAAAAUGUAAUAAUACAUUUUGUUGGCACGAGUAAUCUAUUUGAAGAAUUUCAUAUGAGUCUUACGCGCACAUUGAUAUUAAAAUUUCAUUGGAUUGAUUCUUUUGUUGAGGCUGUGAAAAAUAUUGCUACCAAUUAUCAAAAUUUUAGUAUUGAACUACAAAGUAUCAAGAUAUAUUGUAACGAGGAUGCAACUAGAACUUUUGUAGGAAUCACUGUUCAAAGUACAAAUAAUAUCUUGCAAAAUAUAAUACGUACACUCGAUAAACUUAUGACAGACUAUCAGCUACCCAUAUAUUACAAGGAUGCUUCGUAUCACAUAAGCUUUCUCUGGUGCCUUGGAGAUCAAAGAAAAAAAUUAGAAGCUCUACUUCCCUCUUUAAUAGCGAAUUUCAAUGAUUUUUUUGUUGAUCAUCCAGAUCAGCGCUAUGUACAGAUAGAUAAAUUGAAGUGCAAGAUUGGUAAUAAAUUGUACAAUUUUAACUUACAAUGAGCCCCAAUGAAAUUAACCGAAAUAUAAAAUAAAUUAAAAUAAUUUAUACAAUCAACUGCAUUUUUUAAAAUCAUUUAUAUACAACGAUAUUACUUGUUUUACUUAAACUUUAAACUUCGUCGCUAACUUCUUUUAUAGUUCUUUAUAUAUCCACUGAUAUGAAGAUAGUAAAAAUUUGAAUGUACGACUGAAGUAGCAACAAAUGGAAGCUUUGUCCUUAAAAUAUUGAUAUCUUAUUAAAAUACUUGAACAAUUUUAAAUAAUUUAAUAUUUAUAAAGUUCAUGGGCGCUAAUUAAAUACACCAUAAAAACACCAAUAUUAUAAAAUAGAAUUAAUUUAUCUUCUAUAUAUAAAUGGAGAAUCACAUUGAU